CCCCAAUUUAAACCUGCCAGCAUACUAUUGUAAGCCCUCCUGGUUCACCACCACCGCCUGCAGGAGCCUCUCAUCUCCUCCUCGGCCACACCCUACCCUCGGCGCCCUUCAGAAGAAAGCGCACGGCUCAGAGCCCUGACGACAUAGCCGACACCAGAGCCUCAUUGACUUGAAUACAAACCAACAUGGGCGGGUGGAUGUCACGGUUGACCUCGCUGGUGUGGGCGAAGAAGGAGAUUCGCAUUCUUAUCCUCGGUCUUGACAACGCGGGCAAGACGACGCUGCUCUAUCGGUUGAAGAUCGGUGAGGUCGUCACCACUAUUCCUACCAUCGGCUUCAACGUCGAGUCCGUCUCGUACAAAAACCUAAACCUCAAUGUCUGGGAUCUCGGUGGCCAAACCUCCAUCAGACCGUACUGGCGCUGCUACUACAGCAACACGGCGGCGGUGAUUUUCGUCAUCGACAGCACCGACAUCGACCGGUUAGGCACGGCGUCGGAGGAGCUGGCGGCGAUGCUCAGCGAGGAGGAGCUGCGCGACGCGGCGCUGCUCGUCUUCGCCAACAAGCAGGACCAGCCGGGCGCCAAGGGCGCGGGCGAGAUCUCCGAGGCGCUGAAGCUGGGCGAGCUGCGCGACCGCAACUGGAGCAUAGUUGCCUGCUCGGCCAUUGAUGGCCGCGGCGUCGAUGAGGGCAUGGAUUGGUUGACGACUACGAUCCAGGCCGAUAACGCAUAGUGCAGCAGGAGCGCACACCCUCGCGCGCGCUCGCUGGCUGGGGCGGCUGGGAAAGAACAUACGACUUGUAAUACCCGCAUUAUGGAGUUCUGGCGCAAUUCUCAAUGCACGGGAGCGAGAGAAACGGAAGAAAGGAAGGAAGAAGGAGGGACUUUGGGCGGCGUGUCUCAAGAUCCGAACAGACAGACGGCCUCUUUUUUUCCGCAGGACAGGCUGGUGCUCGACAUGACAGGACGGGACGGGACGGGACGGGAUGGGUCCGACGCGCUAUAUGAUGAGUAGAAAGAAGAACGGGGGGGGUUUUGUUUGCCCCCACCCCAUCACUGAUAAAGCACACUAUGUAUUAAGAAUCCUAAACAUUUAGACGGCUGG
Molecule: messenger RNA, 1106 nt
Organism: Aplosporella prunicola CBS 121167
Lineage: Eukaryota; Fungi; Ascomycota; Dothideomycetes; Botryosphaeriales; Aplosporellaceae
Exons: 6
Coding region: 186-734 (182 amino acids)
Biological process (GO): intracellular protein transport; vesicle-mediated transport
Cellular component (GO): Golgi apparatus; cytoplasm
Molecular function (GO): GTPase activity; GTP binding
Source: RefSeq, a predicted model, not a curated record